AUGGAUCUGGACAGCCUGGCGAUGAAUGAAAUCCGUCCAUCUGUAUACAGAGCGGCCGUUAAGCUCCAGACUCUGCAGAGGCUCUGCCACAUGGACGUUGUGUUUGUGCGACAUGUGGCGGCGGCGCCGCCGCGCUCGGUGGGUGGAGCCAUGAGUCGGGAGGAAGUGACGCGUGCGCUGGACAGGAUGUUUCACAGCGUCUCGCAGGAAGUGCCGGGCCAAGCGGCGACUCCAGAGGAAGCCACCAGCCUGAUGUUCACCAUCUUCGACCGUGGUCGUAGCGGCCGUGUUGCCGUUCGCUCUCUUCACGCUGCUCUGAUCGCUCUGUGCGCCGACACCUUGCAGGCGAAGUUCACAGGCCUGCUGGACGUGUUGGACGACAAGUCAGGAUCCGUGAGCCGCUCAGGGCUCAGGUCGCUGCUGCAGGACCUCAGCCAGAUUCCGGCGGCCGUACAGGAGGAGGGGGCGUUCGGUGGCGUGGAGGCGGCGGUCAAGUCGUGCUUCGACGGGGCGCUGACCCCGGCCGUGAGUCGACGGCACGUGUUGUCGUGGCUGCAGACCGAGCCGCGGCUGUUGCUAUGGUUACCGACUCUGUACCGGUUGUCCGUCAGCCGCGAUGUGACACACAACGUGCGCUGCCACACCUGUAGGACCUCCCCCAUCACGGGGCUCAGGUUUCGGUGUUUAAAGUGUUUGAACGUUCACGUGUGUCAGAGCUGCUUCCUCAGCCUCCGACAGACCAGGAAGCACAAGCGCGGACACCCGGUGCUGGAGUUGUGCACGCAGCCCACCUGGAGGGAAUCCCUCAGCUCCUUACUGCACAGCACUCGCCGUGUGCUGUUGCCGCGGCGAUACACCCAGAGAGACUCUGUGAGGAAGAGGGUGGUCGUGUGGGCGGAGCCAGAGGAUGCUGGGAACAGUGCCCCGCCCCCUCUUGACGCCCUGACGGGAUUGGCCGACUCGGUUCCCGGCCCCUCCCCUGAAGAAGACGGAUCCGGCGAUGGCUCGGCGCCUCCUUCUCCUCCGAGGACAGAUGAUUCCUCAGAGCAGGUGAUCCCUGAGGACCUCGCUGUCCACGUGUCUCGAUGUGACCAUGAAAACCUGACGCCAUGUUUCCUGUCGAAGGCGGCGGCGGCGGCUCUGCUUAGCGACGUCAGAAAUCUUCAGAGAGACAAACGGCUGUGGGAGGCGGAGCUCCAGGAGUGGCGGGCCGCUGUGGAGUCGGAGCAGGGCGACCUCGAGUACAGGUGCUCAGAAAUGGAGGUUACCAUGGAGACACUGAGACAACACAACGCUCACCUGCAGGACAUGCUCACCCAGGCUUUGAACAACAGAAGAGAAGUCAAUAAUUUGGAAAGAGGACAGAACGACGGCAGGGAGACUGGAGACGUCAGUGACGAGGACAGCAAAGGAGUGGACGACGUGGACAGAGAAGAAGCUGGCGAGACGGAGACAGGACACGUCAACAAGACGGACAGGAAGCAGGAAGACGACGCAGACGGCGGACACGUCAGCGACGCAGACACGGAACACGAACGUCUCCCAGACGGAGGGGAAAUCACGCCACCCUCUGACGUGCAGACGAAUGAUGAAGAGGAGGAGGAGCUGAUGAAGACCAUGGGCGGCUGGAGCGACGAAGAACCAGAAACUCCAUCUCCCACGAUGCACCAGCACUUGGCGGCGUCACAUGAUUAUUACCUCGAGGAGGAGGAGUCCGAAGACGUGAGCCUCCAUCAGCAAAUGAGGUCACAGAAUGGACCGGAGGAGGCGGGGCUAACGGAGGACACCUGUCCGUCUGAUGGAGACGGCGGCAGCGGGACACGUCGUCCAGAGGAUCUGCUGCAGGAAACCGUCGACCGACUCAGGACGGCGAUGGAGACAGGCCGGUGGACACCGACAGGUGUCACGAAGAGGGCGGAGCUUGUGGAUGCUGCAGAGCAGGUGGGCGACUCGAUACUCCACCUGGUGGACGGUGUCAAAUGA
Messenger RNA from Salarias fasciatus (jewelled blenny), 1983 nucleotides. RefSeq names its product dystrotelin (gene dytn). The record is from RefSeq and is a predicted model, not a curated record. Gene Ontology annotation, biological process: synaptic signaling. The coding region runs from base 1 to 1983 and encodes 660 amino acids. The transcript has 13 exons. Lineage: Eukaryota; Metazoa; Chordata; Actinopteri; Blenniiformes; Blenniidae. Gene Ontology annotation, cellular component: plasma membrane. Gene Ontology annotation, molecular function: zinc ion binding.